UGAGCUUCACUUACCUGUGUUCUCCCGAACAUCACAGCUCUGUAAAGCGUGUGUCUCGUAGCGUUGUAAACGCCCGUCUCCUCGGCUUCUGCCUUUAGUUUUGAUCUUGCCGUCGCGCAAGAAAACUCCCACCGAUUGGGGGUCGCUUUGCGCCGCUCUAGUGCUGCUGCGGUAGGAAGGAAAGGCGUCGCUUUAGUAUUUAUAAAUCCGUUGUGUUAGUCAACUCGAGGCUCUGAAACGUUCGAUGAUCGAAGUUCAGUCAGUGAUCGGGCAAGCAGAGGGAGGGAGAAGAGCGAUCGCAUAUAUAGGUCCAGUGAAGGGCUGCUUCUUCAUUCUUGCCUUCCCUCCGUCGGAAUCCUUUGUGGCGUAGUUUGCGAUCGGAAAAGGAAGUGACAGGAGACCCCCCACCCCCUCUUUUCACAGAUUCCGGGAAGUGGCGUGUCUGUCCCUUGAAUCAGAUCCUGUGGCCAAAGAUAUAUUAACAGACAGAGAGACAGACACUCGCCGACUCUCAGACUGGAAGAAACGUGUGAGAUGAUGUAUCAGUGAUUAGGCGGACAGGGAAAAGAACGACACGAAGGAAAGAUACUUCCUGACGUUAACCGUAAGUGAUUCAAACGUUUGAGUUAUUCUAAAAUGCCAUUUUACCGACGUGACCCGGAUGGCAAAUCAAACCUUCGGCAGUGAAAAGUCUCAUGAAUGAAUUCAAUCGGUGCUUGGUAAGGAUCGCUAUGACACGGUGCAAUGCUUGAUUUGAAAUCAGACAAAGACGUUAUUGCAUCGAUGAAUGAUUUCCCGUAGCACAGAUAUCGACAUUCUCCGCAGCUCUCAGUGUUUUCUCCAUUAACUCCCCCUUGAAGAAAGACGUCGAGCUCAGCGGUCAAGGGCCACUCUCGCCUCUCCUCCCGAAGAAGAAUGUCUCGUGACCAGCCCAAACGCACUCGACACCGCAAACGUCGGUGAGAUUUCCUGGAGGAGGAGGAGUAGCAGGAAGGGCGAGGUGGUCAGUGAAGUGCUACUUCGAGGUGGAGAAUGAGGUUCAGGUGGAGAGCGAGGUUGAAGGGUGGACCCCUCAUGCUGGCGGUCAUCCUCAUACUGCUGUGGACGUCGACGGCGGACACCGUCAAGAAGAGACGGGGGCCUAAGUGGUGGAGAAUCGCCAGGAUCAGCGAUCCUUCCAACUUGAUCAGCAAUCACAUCAAGUCGAAUUCCCUGAGCGAUCACUACUUGGAUCCUGCCAUCCACCGGAUCCUGCGCAAAAAACAAAGGAGGCUCGUCAGGGAGAAUCCGGGCGUGCUGGUGGCCAUAGCCAAGGGCACUCGAUCGGCCGUCCACGAAUGCAAACACCAGUUUCGGAACAGACGAUGGAACUGCGACCCGGCCCCGUUCAACCGGAGUAAGGAGCUCUUCGGGAAAAUCGUAUCGAGAGCCUGUCGGGAGACGGCCUUCCUGUACGCCCUAACUUCAGCUGCCGUUAUCCACACAGUGACCAGAGCUUGCACGGAAGGUACCAUUGAUUCGUGCAACUGCGACUACCGUGCAAAAGGACCGUCAGGUCUUGACUGGGAAUGGGGCGGCUGUUCGGACAACAUCGAGUUCGGCCACAAGUUUUCGAGGCUCUUCGUCGACGCCGGCGAGAACAGGAGAGAUCCUCGGUUUCCUGUCAACCUUCACAACAACGAAGUCGGUCGCUUGCACGUGAAGGACCAGAUGAGGAAGGAAUGCAAGUGCCACGGAAUGUCCGGCUCCUGCACCGUCAAAACCUGCUGGUGGAGACUCCCUUACUUCAGGAGAGUGAGCGACGCCCUCAAGGACCGCUUCGACGGGGCCUCCAGGGUGCUGCUGAAGAACGCCGGCAACGCGAGGGCACCCAACGACCGCCGGAGGAAUAGGAGGAGGAAGAACCGCAAGAAGAAGAAGAAGAAAUACUACAAGCUCCUGAAGCCUUACAACCAGGACCACAAGCCGCCUACCAAGAAGGAUCUCGUCUACUUAGAGGACUCGCCCGAUUUCUGCGUCAGGAAUCGGAAACUGGGCAUCCGUGGCACCUCUGGCCGAGAGUGCAACAAGACCAGCAUAGGCGUCGACGGCUGCGACCUGAUGUGCUGUGGGCGGGAGUUCCACACGCGAGUCGUUGAGGUGCAAGAGAGGUGUUCGUGCACCUUCCAGUGGUGUUGCGAGGUCAAAUGCAAGACUUGCAAGUACAUGAAAACUAUUCACAUCUGCUCGUAGAACGCGCGCGCUUUUUAUUCCCGUUACCCGUGCAAAACAUGUGCAGUGAAGAUGACAAUAUUCGUAACACGCAUCCUUGUGGAGUUGGGUAUACUGGUGUGUUUUUGCGAGGUUACUCAGCUGGUGUUUAUGAUAUGAACGUAGCAAGAAAUAAAAAUCGCUCUUUACAAAGGUUUAGUAAUACCGCAAGGCUGAUAAUUAUGUUAGGUCACUGGUAAAAAAUGAUGGACAAAGCUCCGACCAAAGGACCCAUGUUGUAGAAGCAACUCAAGAAAGAAUAGAUUAAAAAUCUGGAAAGGAGGGCAAAAAUGUAACCAAAGAGGGUCUCUUCACAGUUACGUGGAAAUGGACAGCGAACGAACUUUGUAUAUAAGAGAAACCCAAGAAAAUGAUUAACUCUCCUUGAGUUCUUAGCUUGAACUUCAGUGUCAAAUCUGUGCUUUUGUCCUCAUGAGUAUAAUCACCAUAACUGAAGUGUAAUAAAAGUACGAAGAUUAUCGGCUAAGCGGAGGAAAAAUGAAAACGAGUUACUUUUUUUUUUUUUUUUUUUGUGGAAUGCUCGAAAGCAAGCCAUUCGAACGGAACAGAAAUAACGAGAUGUAAAUAUGCCAAAACAAAUGUUACCGAAAUCCUUGAUUUACACUAAUGGCGUAUUGAGAGGAUACGAUGCAGUUUCGACAUAAUGGCAAAAUACAUCUAGCCUUUUCCCUGUUAAUUCUCAGAAACAAAAUGAGUGCUAAAUUUUCAUAAGGAAUAACACUGGCGACCGACGCCAGUUUGCGAAAAUCUCAAAAUGUGAACGAAUGUGGAUAUUUCAGUGCCAAAAACAUAAUAAAAUGAUAUAUAUUUUUUGAACAGUUGGUCGUGAGAGGUGUGAGUGUGAUCCACUCAGACUUUGGAAGUCUGUAACUUAGGCUAUUUUAUGCCAAAGAGUGUCCUACUUGAGGAAGUUUACCCCAUCUUAUGUAUUUUGUUUGUAUUUCUCUUUUUUUUUAUUUUUAGAGAAGGAAGUAUUGGGAAAUAUACUGGCAAGAUUCGGUUGCCGCGGUCUAGUGACCGAGUCAGAGAGAUACAAAACCAACCAGAGGAAGUUCAUCCGUUGGUGCUGUCCAUUUUUUAAACAAAAAGCCGAAAUACCGUUUCUAAAAAUACUGCUGUAGUGUUUGAAUAGAUUACCAAAUGAAUCUCUCUCUCUCUCUCUCUCUCUCUCUCUCUCUCUCUCUCUCUCUCUCUCUCUCUCUCUCUCAUUGUUGCCUUCGUCUUAGGGGGAUCCUUGUCGGUUUCUUUUCCUAGUGGAAAGAUGAAGAAAACUAUUAGCUAAAAUGGAAGUAAGUUAAAGCAGCAACA
Molecule: messenger RNA, 3579 nt
Organism: Macrobrachium nipponense
Lineage: Eukaryota; Metazoa; Arthropoda; Malacostraca; Decapoda; Palaemonidae
Product: protein Wnt-1-like
Exons: 7
Coding region: 1033-2232 (399 amino acids)
Biological process (GO): neuron differentiation; canonical Wnt signaling pathway; cell fate commitment
Cellular component (GO): extracellular region
Molecular function (GO): frizzled binding; cytokine activity
Source: RefSeq, a predicted model, not a curated record